AUGGAAUAUAAAAGUAUCAGUUGCUGUUUUGCUCUAUUCGCGCUUAGAUAUCCCACGUCACUAAACCCAUUCGCUUUAUCCAGCAAAAACAACAUACAGAUGUCCGAAUGCGCAUAUCGUGAUGACGAUAAUGACGACAAUGUGGAAGGUGAUGAUGGUGAUAAUAAUGAAGGGUUAAGGAAAGAUUUUACAGAACAACAACGCAGAAUGUGUGAUAACAGUAAUGAGUGCUAUACUGAAAGAUUUUGGUUAAUUGGAAUUACGGGAUCUUUAUUAGCAAUAUUUGGUGUAAUCUCCAAUGCCCUUCUUACGAUUGUUUUUCUGUCAAACCUCAGCUAUAGACGUUCACCAUUUUUCUUCCUCGGUUUUGUUGCUCUUUACGAUACACUGCUCGAUUUUACCUAUAUGUCAGUACCAAUAUGUGCCGGAUUUACAACAGAUCUAUCAAUUUGCUUACUAUGGUAUCACUAUUCCCAACCGUUUCAUUUAUUUGCCCAAAUAUUUAAAAUUUCAUCUGUAUUUUGUUUGAUCGCUGCCUCAAUUGAACGGUAUUUAAUGACACGUCAUUGGACAUUUACGGGUUUUGAACAUCGUACGCGAUGGCUUAUACUUAUCAUUAUCGUUGCUUUUGCUGUUAUUAUUAAGACUGCCACUUGUUCGUUUCUUCUGCUUUUUUGUAUAGUCUGA
Molecule: messenger RNA, 687 nt
Organism: Enterobius vermicularis (human pinworm)
Lineage: Eukaryota; Metazoa; Nematoda; Chromadorea; Rhabditida; Oxyuridae
Source: the annotation of a GenBank genome assembly